Closterium sp. Naga37s-1 is the source of this 5202-nucleotide messenger RNA. NCBI's taxonomy places the organism in Eukaryota, Viridiplantae, Streptophyta, Zygnematophyceae, Desmidiales, Closteriaceae. The record is from the annotation of a GenBank genome assembly.
AUGGCGGAGAGGGCGAAAUCUUCCCCCGGCUCUGGCUGGGGCGGAGUCUCCCUACAGCUGCCCACCUUCUCCUCCUUCCCUGCAACUUCCGCCACACCCACCCCGCAGCCCUCCGCGCAGACCCCCUCGACCGCGCUGGCGGGAAUGGCUUCCGCCUUCCAGUCGUUCGGUUCCGCCUUCCAGUCCUUCGCGGGCACCGUCGCCUCCGCCAUUCCGCCCGUGUCCCCCCAGGGGAAGACGCCGGCCGGCGGGCGGGGCGCGGGGGGACAAGCGGACGGGGAGCGCGUGCAGGAGUUCCUGCAGGAGCUCUCCGCCAAGUCGCAGCGAGGGGUUGGGGGCGGUGAGGAGGUGUACGACCCGGCGAUGCUGACGGACGACAAGAAGCAAUGGAAUGAGCUGCAAUCCGUGAACAGUCGCAAUCGCCUAUUGGAAGCAGACACGUUCAUAGACCACUUUGUGGUGGUGGGGCUGCACCCCGAGGCGGACCUGAGCAGCGUGGAGGCGGCCUUCGCCACGCACAAGCGCGGGCAGCUCAACGGCACUGUCAGCGACUCCGUGCCGCCACCUGCUGUGCACCUCGAUGCCCAGCUGCUGUACAAGUACCCGCCACGCAAGAAGCUUGCUCUUUCGCCCUCCGACCUGCCAGGCUUCUGCUUCCCAAACGGUGUUGAGGCGAGGUGCAUGGAGAAGACACCAUCAAUGAAGGGCUUCCACCAGUCCAUCUACGGCCAGGCGUACCAAACAGCGGACGACAACGCAUACGUGUUCCUCCUAGCAGUGGACGACAACGCCACGCUGUACGGGGUGUGCAUGGUGGUCAACGAGGUGGUGCAGCGCCCGCCCUCCGUGCUCGCCAUGAACAACGCGCUGCUCGGCCCCAAGCCCGCUGGACUCCCCUCUAAAUACCUUGUCACGGCGCCCCGCUGCUAUUGCUUCCUCACACGCCUGCCGUUUUUCGAUCUGCACUUUGAGGUGCUCAACACCAUCCUGGUGCAGGAGCGAUUAGACCACAUGAAGCAGCACAUGCGCCGCAUCAACGCCGGGGGCAUCCAAGCCAUGCGACGGGGGGGCUUUCACAGCGACGACGACGACGAUGACGAGGAUGAUGAUGAGGAUGGCAUGGGCAUGGGCGCGGGCGCGGGUGGGAAGUCAUUUCGAGGCAAGAAGAAGAAGGAGAAGGAUCCGAUGUCGUUCGCUGUGCCGGUUUCCACGCUCGCUCCGGUCCACUCCUUCUCGCGCUCGCCGUCGUCGCGGCGGCUGCAGGGCGUGAUGAAGCUGAAAGAGGAGGCGGAGCAGCAGGUGAAGAGGUUCAAGAGCCUGAGGGGCCUGUCGAAUGUGAGGGGGCUGCAGGGGUUCAUUGCUCAGUUGCAGGCGGAGCAGCGUGGGGAGGGCGGGGGGGAGGAAGGGAAGGGGCGCGGUGAGGGGAUGGAGGAAGGGGGGAUUGAGGAGGGCGAGGAGGGGGAGGAGGGGGAGGAGGGGGAGGAGAGGGAGGAGAGAGAGCAGAGAGGUAUCGAGGAAGGGGACGAGGAAGGGAAGGAGGAGGAGGAGGAAGAGGAGGAUGAGGACGAGGAUGGGGGAGUGGGUGCGGCUGAGGGGAGCAAGGAGGAGGGAGAGGGUGAGCAUGAUGAGCAAGUGGAGGAGGAAGAAGGGGAUGAGGAAGAGGAGGACGACGAGGAUGAACUAUCGAUGAGGCAGGCAUCGCGGCGAGGACGGCUAAUGGUUCCUAAGGAGCUGUUGCAAGCACACGAGGAGGAGGCGGGGCGAGCGGGCGCUGGCGGCAUGUGGCACUCAGACAGUGUGGGGUACGGGAUGGGGGAUGACGAGGUGGAUGGGGAACUGAAGGAGCAUGUGAGGGAGCUGCUGGGGGAGCUCGUGGGCGGCGCAGGGGAGGACGAGGAGGAAGAGGGAGAGGGGGAGGAGGGAGAGGAGGGAGAGGAGGGAGGGGGCGGGACCGUGCACAUGGAGGGCGGGUUUACGUUCAUAGCGGGCGUGCUGAAGCGGAGCUAUCGUGAUUUGGGGCGGGAGUGGAGAGAGGAGGGCGAGGAAGAGAGGCAGGGCGCGGGCAGCAAGGCUGGUAAGAGCCCGAAAAGCCCCAAGAGUGCGAAAAGCCCGAGAAGCACUGGGAAUGGUAAGAGUCCCAGGGAGGGGAGUGGGGUUGAGGAUGGGUUGGGUGGACAGGAGGCGGGUGGGGAGGACGAGGGGAAGGGGCGGGCGCCGUCUCGGCGGGUCAAGGCAGUGUCGUUUGGGGGAGUGGGUCAGGAGGAGGAAGAGGGCGAGAAUGAUGGGGCGACGACGGGGGAAGGAGGAGUGGGGAAGGGAGGUGCAGGGGAGGGAGGAGAGGAGGGGGUGGAGGAGAGUGGGGCAGUGGGUGUGAGGAGGGGUGGGAGGAGGAAGAAGCUGGAGCGAGUGAUGACUGUGGAAGCGGGGGAGGCGAGGAGGAGGGCGGAGAGGGAGGAGGAUAGUGAGGUGGAAAAGAAGGCUCACAGAGAGAGGCAGCGCUUGGUGCGGCUGAUGACGGUGGAGAGCGGUGGAGAGGGAUGGGUGGGCGGAGAGGGAGAGGAGGAGGAUGAGGAGUGGGGGGAGGUGGAGGAGGACGAAGUGGAGGAGGAGGAAGAGGAGGAGGAGGGGGGUGAGGAGGAGGAAGAGGAGGAGAGGAGGACAGUGGGGCGGCAGGGAAAGAAGCUGGUGCGACUGAUGACAGAGGAGGCCGGGCGAGCAGGGGGGAAGGCGCGGGGUAGCGGGAAGAAGCUGGUGAGGCUGAUGACUGAAGAGGCGGGGCGAGCGAAGGGGAGGGGAGGAGGGCGAGUGGAGGAGGAGGAAGAGGAGGGAGAGGAGGGCGAGGAGCAAGCAAGGAGCGAGGUGGGCAGGAGUGGAAGGAAGAAACUGGUGCGGCUGAUGACAGAAGAGGCCGGUAGAGCAAGGGGGAGGCGGGGAGAUGAGGAAGUGGAGAAAGGUGGGGAGGAGGGAGAGAGGGGCGAGGAGGACGAGGAGCAGGUAAGGAGCGAGAGAACCGGCAGCGGCAGGAAAAAGCUGGUGCGUUUGAUGACAGAGGAGGCAGGGCGAGCAGGAGGGAAGGCGCGGGGUAGCGGGAAGAAGCUGGUGAGGCUGAUGACUGAAGAGGCGGGGCGAGCAGCAGAGAGGCGGGAAGGUGGGGGGUGGGAGAAAGAGGAAGAGGAGGAGGAUGAGGAGGAAGAGGAGCAGGUAAGGAGCGAGGUGGGCAGGAGUGGGAGGAAGAAACUGGUGCGGUUGAUGACAGAGGAGGCAGGGCGGGGCAGUGGAAAGAAGCUGGUCCGACUUAUGACUGAAGAGGUGGGGCAAGCAGAGGGGAAGGGAGCAGGUGGGGGGAGGAAACUGGUGCGACUGAUGACUGAAGAGAAUGGGGCCUUGGGUGGGGUAGAUGAGGACGAGGAGUGGGACGAUGAAGAAAUGGUUACGCUAUGGGAAGGGGAGGAUGAGAGCGAGGAGGAGGAAGAGGACGAGGAGGAGGAGGAGAGUGGGGAGGAGGACGACGAAUGCGGGCGCAUGGGUGGGCCGGGAGGGUUGUCUCUGAAGCUGCGACGAUCCAUGACUGUAGACGACGAUGAUAACCCGUUAGGCCCUUGCCCUUAUAACGAGUACGACAUGCGUGUGGGCACUGGGGGUAGCAAGGCGGCGAAGGGCGAUGGGGUUGGGGCAGGAGAUGGUGGGGGCCGUGGGGCCAUGGAGCGCAAGGCGUCUCUGAAGCUGGCUCGCAGCAUCAGUGAGGACUCCGGGUCUGAGGAGGAACUGCCGGGGUACGAGGGGGAGGGGGACGAGGAGGAGGGGGGCGGGAGAGAGAAUAGUGUGCGCGUACCACACCUCCGCAGUGCCCCCCUGCGGCCAGGCCAUGCUGUUCCACCCGCUGCCCCACCUGCCGCCCCUCCAAACCCCCUCUUCCCCUCCCCCUCCCCCCCUGUUCCCCCCAGGAUCACCACAACGAUGCGCUUCAAAUCGUGUGCGCCUACCACACAUCCCAGGUCCCUCCGUGCGGCCAGGCCAUGCUGUUCCACGCGCUGCCCCACCUGCCGCCCCUCCGAACCCCCCUCUCCCUCCCCCUACCGCCCCCACCAGGAUCAUCACAACGAUGCGCUCGUCUGUGCCUACCACACAUCCCAGGUCCCUCCCUGCGGGCAGGCCAUGCUCUUCCAUCCAUUACCGCACCUGCCCUGCUGCCGCUCGGCUUAUCCCGCAGCGAGCUCGACAUCGACGAGCGCUGCUUCCCCCCUCAUGCCCUCUUCCACCCACCGACAACCUGCUGCUCAUGCACGCCCUCUGCUCCCCUUCCUCCCCAUCCUUCUUCCCCUGCCCCCUGUCUCACUCCAGGAUCACCACAACGACGCACUCCAAAUCGUGUGUGCUUACCACACAUCCCAGGUGCCCCCCUGCGGGCAGGCCAUGCUGUUCCAUCCAUUACCCCACCUGCUGCCGCUCGGCUUCUCCCGCAGCGAGCUGGACAUCGACGAGCGCUGCUUCCCCCCCCACGCCGACGGUUUACUUCUAAGAGAGCUCAUGCAUGCAGAGGAGGCCGCUGGGGUCGCGUGCUUUGCUGUUGCUGCUGCUUGCCGUGCUCUCAGCCUCGACAAUAUCCUCACAGUGCUAGCAGCAGUGCUGCUGGAGCGGCAGAUCGUGUUCGUCUGCCCUAACCUGAGUGUGCUGUCAGCGGUGGUACUAUCACUCAUCCCCAUGAUCCGCCCCUUCUCCUGGCAGUCCGUGCUGCUGCCGAUUUUGCCCAGUCAGCUUCUCACAUUCCUCGAUGCACCCGUGCCCUUCCUUGUGGGCAUGCAGUACAAGACAGUGGAGCUCAAGGACCGAGCCAGCAACCUCAUCCGAGUGAACAUUCCCAAGGACAAGGUGAAGGUGCCCACGUACCUGCCGCGCUUACCUGAUGAGGUGGACCUGUACAGUCGCCUCGAGCCCUUCCACUCAGCACUUGCCUCCAUGCCGCACGCUGACAAGCGCCCCAUGUACCGCACCACCGAGGACCAGGUGGCAGCAGCAGACGGCUUUCUGAUGACGCUAAGGAGCUACGUCGACACCUUCUGCACCGACGUGCGCAUCCACACCAUCACCAGCGUCAACCAAGGCGGGCAGCGGGUGUCGCUUCUUCUCAAGGAGAGCUUUGUCAACGGCUUCCCAGAGGAUGACCAGGAAUUCUUUCAGGCAUGUCCCUCUCCUAUGCUUUAG